UAAAAACGAGUGAUCCGAAUAAUUUUCUAUUCGAACAAGAGAGAAAAUAAGUAAUAUUGAUCGACAAAAAUUUGUUUGCGUUACGUGUUUCUAAAAUCUUCGAACGAAUCGAAACGAACGGAUAAUGCUUUAGAAUGUUGUCCUCUUCGAUAUCGGCUACUCCGUUCAGCGUGCGUGAUAUUCUUAACGAGGAUCAACAGUUUGCAGUAAUGGAGUGUUAUCCUCAUCAUCAGCAUCAACCUCAUCAUCAACAGCAACAACAACAACAACAGCAACAACAACAACAACAGCAGCAGCAAUCACAACCACAACAACAACAACCUCAUAUACCGCAGGAUUAUUACGCGUACAAUGUGGUGCCUGAUAAUAAUUGGGACACGGAGAAAUUCAAGGAACAAGGGGUGCCUGGUUAUUCUCAUUACUCCGAAUUAAAUCACGUACAUCAGCUGAGUCAAGUCGUCCCGCCUUAUCAAGAAACUCCUGUCACCGAAGAUGGGAACAUCGUGACGUCGAGUAAAACGGAAUUGCGAAAGAGUCAGUCUGGUAAAAGAACGAAAAGAAAACCAAGAGUAUUAUUUUCACAGACACAAGUUUACGAAUUGGAACAACGUUUCAAGCAACAGCGAUACCUAAGUGCACCGGAACGCGAAAUGUUAGCACAGAGUUUGAAAUUGACCAGUACUCAGGUGAAAAUCUGGUUCCAGAAUCGUCGUUACAAAAACAAACGUGCUAGGAUCGAGGAUGCUGAGAAACUUCAAGCACAGGGUAUUAAGAAUCAAUCGUUGAAGAAAAUUUCUGUGCCCGUUUUGAUCAAAGAUGGUAAACCGAACGUUCACGAGGCUUACAACGUACCGUAUUGGUCGAACGUUCGACCGGAUAUGUCGAUGAACAUUCAAGGAGACUUUAGAAGUUCCGAAUCGAUCGUCAGAUUGAGUCCAGAAUUCAGAUCAAGUUCCAACGAGAUGAGAAUUGAUUCGAAUAUCAGUCCUGAGUUCAGAAACGAUGUCAAUUCUGAUCACAACAAUAGACCUGUACUAAACGUCGACGUACAACAGAGACAACAAAUGUUGCCAAAUAACGAAUACAGAUCCAACUUCGUUUCGGAUAUUCGUCCUGGUGUUCACGAGUGUGUCAGAACGAUCAAGACCGAAUACAAAGGUACAACAAAUCCUGUUAACGAUCCUGUAACCUUUCCCGAUUUGAAAUGUGUACCGGCGGAUAACAAAAUGGUUGCUGAGUGUCGAGCUGGUAUCAUGGACGUCUCCAGUACCGAAUACGGUUUCACGAAUUAUAUCGGCCCGUUGAAUUAUCCAAUGCAAUACGUGAACACGAUCGACGCACAAAUAUCCUCCGGAAUUGAUCAAAAUCUUCAACGAUUGUGGUAGACAAUUGUAAUCAAAGAUUAACACGGUGAUUUUCUUCGACGUACGAACUUAAAUAAGUGUUUACAUUUUUUUAUUAUCGAAAACACAUCGACCAAUGGAAUCCGAUUUUCCAAUUAAUGAUUAAUGGUUAGAUUUUAAUAUUAAGGAAGAAGACGAAGACGGUAUUGGUGGAACGACGAAUCUACGAAAUUUUUCUUUUUCUUUUUUUUUUUUUCUUUUUUUUUUUUUUUGUUUUCGUUUGUCUUUCAGGACACAAAUCUUCACGGUCAACCAAAGAGGUAUAAAUAAUAAUUAAGUUUUACAGUUAGAUUACUUUCUAAACGUCAACACGUGUAAUUGUAGUUAUCACUAUAGAAAAGAAAAAAAAAGAAAAAAAAAGUUAAUUCAAGAAUUUAGUUAUUUAGUAGUUAUCGGCAGCUGUUCUGUUACUUUUUUUCUUUUUUUUUUUUGUCUUAUAGCUUUAGUUAGGUAAGCUUUUUUCUUCUUCCUCUGUCUCUCUCUUUUUUUCUCUCUCUUUCUCUUUCAUUCUCACUCACUCUCGGAGAAAUCCAAGGAUAGUGCCUUGAGUGGCCGCAACGGAAACCGCUUCAAGUGGUUUUUGCGGAAACAUUUAGCUCGAUAUUCCGCGUAACUCGCGUCCCAUCGUAAAAUUCUUUUUUUAGAUCAUUCAGAUCGUUCGAAGUGGUCCCAAAAACACCUGACCGUCACGAUCGUUAAAUAAAUAUAUCGAAGUAUCUUGAAAAUCUUGAAGUGAUCUCGUAUUUCGAAUUUCGUAGGAAGAAAAAGGUGGGAAAAGAAAAGAAAAGAAAAAAAAAAAAAAGAAAAAAGUAAAAAAAGAUCGGACGAUUCUCGAUCGAAAAAUUGCCACGAUAAUACACCUUCUCUCGUAUCUUAACAUAAAUUCAAGUUCCUAUCCUUCUUUUUAUCGUCCUUCAGGAUUUACGAAAGCAAUGGUUAACAUACAUACACACGUCCCACUUGAACUCGAUUAGCGUCACUCUCGGCUAUACACCUUCCAUCAUCCGAGAAGUGAUUUUCUUUUUUCAUCGCGAACUAUUAAAUUUUGUUUUUCACUCCUUAGACACAAACAUACAGACAGGCAUAGGAUAUACGUAGAUAUAUGUGUACGUAUGUAUGUACGUAUGUGUGAGCGUACGUAUAAAUAAAUUUAAGACGCGAAGAAGGGACAAAGAAUUAACAACGUUGAGAUAAAAAAUGUGAAGAUAGAAAGAAAGAAAGAUAGAAAGAAUUGGCGAUAGAGAAUUUAAUAGAAAUAAUAUGGCAAAACGGCAUUUAUAAAUAGGUGAGUUCUGACAGCUUGAGCUAAGCCAUGGGUGCCUUUUAGGUUAUCGCAUGAGCACGACGGGUCAUCUGGCAGUCAAGUGCCCCGUACGUAGACGACUUUACGUCGGUGUGCAUAACGUGAGUUCGUGUAAGAACUUGGUGCUCUCCUUGUAAUCGUGUUUCGUGGUGCUACCGACGCUAUAAAGGGCCAUGGGAACAUGCUGAUAAAAAUGUCAGUCUUAAUUUUAUAAAGAUCGAGCGCGAACCUUCCCACGUGAUCGUAAUCGUGACUUAUUAUAUGGGCUACGUAUCUAUGUAUGUAUGUAUGUAUGUACGUAUAUAUGUAUGUAUGUAUGUAUGUAUGUAUGUAUGUAUAUAUGUACUUAAAUGAAAGACAAACAGAUAGCGAUGAUUGUGUUGCGUUUCUAUCUUUCGAUUUGAAAAGAAAAAAAAAUAAAUAAAUAACAGGAUUAAGUUUGAUCAUAAUACCUUCGACUCGAUGUAAAAAAUGAUCUGUGUAAAUAAAAU
This is a messenger RNA of Vespula pensylvanica (western yellowjacket), 3197 nucleotides long. Its product is annotated as homeobox protein Nkx-2.5-like. Gene Ontology annotation, cellular component: nucleus. The transcript is spliced from 3 exons. NCBI's taxonomy places the organism in Eukaryota, Metazoa, Arthropoda, Insecta, Hymenoptera, Vespidae. The record is from RefSeq and is a predicted model, not a curated record. Gene Ontology annotation, biological process: regulation of transcription by RNA polymerase II; cell differentiation. Bases 135 to 1385 code for a protein of 416 amino acids. Gene Ontology annotation, molecular function: DNA-binding transcription factor activity, RNA polymerase II-specific; RNA polymerase II cis-regulatory region sequence-specific DNA binding.